This is a messenger RNA of Aspergillus sclerotioniger CBS 115572, 3408 nucleotides long. RefSeq names its product GTPase-activating protein. The record is from RefSeq and is a predicted model, not a curated record. The transcript is spliced from 3 exons. Bases 1 to 3408 code for a protein of 1135 amino acids. NCBI's taxonomy places the organism in Eukaryota, Fungi, Ascomycota, Eurotiomycetes, Eurotiales, Aspergillaceae.
AUGAUGCAGUGGACGUCGUUCGUUCAGAAAGCCCAGUCCUUCAUUGACCCGGCCAACUUCAGUCUUCCUACCCUCUCUUCCUCCGAUCGCAACCCGUCCAAGGCCUCCUUGUUUCGCCAGCAGUUCCGUCUUCCGGAUUCCCAGAAUCCGUUGCAAGAGAUCACAGCGGAGCUGAUUCUUCCCAUACCGCAUACACCGUCCUCUACAUCCCACGGCGAACCCUCCCGCAAUCUUGUUGACCGCGCCGGGAACCGCUACGCCGGCAGGCUCCAUCUGAGCGAACGGUUCCUCUGCUUCUCGACCCAGCCUACAAGCUUCACACCAUCCGCUAGCCUUGGUGCGUCGACGCAUUGGGCUGGUCAAACCAACGGCACAGGCCCGUCUGGAAAUGGGUUUACCAUUCCGCUGUGCUGCAUCCGGAGGGUGGAACGACUCAACAGUCUCAGCCAUGUUUUCUCCCUCGCGUUAACGACAUGGAACGGUGCACUGGGGAAGCAACAAAAUUCCGAAUUUUUUCCACAAAGGUUCACUAUCCAGCUGGCUGGAAGCAGGCAGGCCUGCGAACGCUUUUGCGACGGCUUGAAGAAGGGGCUGCGGGAAUGCAUGAAAGAAAUCGAGAACCUGCGAAUAGUCGUAAAUAAUUGCUACUCGGAAUACUUACUAUCCGGGGCCAAAUCUAAAUCUCAGAAUGGAGAGGCCCUUGAAGUGCGUCAGCCACCCGAUGCCGGGCUGGGAAUGAUAUUCCGAUAUCCCGGUGAUGCUCGCAAACUUCGAGACCGAAGUAAGAUGAGGUUAUGGGGGGAGUACUUUAGAGAGAAUGGCCGCAACGCGACGCUCAUCCGUCAACCUACCUUCCAUAAAUUAAUCCGAGUUGGUCUCCCCAAUCGUCUGCGGGGAGAGGUCUGGGAGGUGACAUCGGGUUCGCUUUACCUUCACUUGAGAUCUCCAACUCUAUAUACGGAGACGCUAUCGAAGUUUUCCGGACAAGAGUCCCUGGCGAUCGACGAGAUCGAGAAGGACCUAAACCGCAGCUUGCCCGAAUAUGCCGGGUUCCAGAGUGAAGAAGGCAUUGGUCGCCUUCGAAGGGUUCUUACAGCCUACAGUUGGACCAACGCAGAGAUUGGGUACUGCCAGGCUAUGAAUAUUGUCGUUGCAGCUCUGUUGAUUUAUAUGUCGGAGGCACAAGCCUUCUUUUUGCUGUCUGUCCUUUGCGAUCGCCUUCUGCCGGGCUACUAUUCAACAACAAUGUACGGCACGUUGCUCGAUCAAAAAGUGUUUGAAUCCCUUGUGGAGAAAACUAUGCCUGUGCUUUGGGACCAUCUUACGAAAUCCGAUGUGCAGCUAUCCGUUGUGUCCCUUCCAUGGUUCCUCUCGCUUUAUAUUAACUCUAUGCCGCUGGUUUUUGCUUUCCGUGUAUUGGACGUGUUCUUCCUCGAGGGCCCCAAGGUUCUUUUCCAGGUCGGCCUAGCCAUCCUCAGGAUCAAUGGCGAGGAACUUUUGGAUAUACAGGAUGAUGGCUCUUUCAUCUCCGUUUUGAAGGCGUACUUCUCUCGCCUCGAUGAGUCAGCCCACCCUAGAUCUGAGAAUCCAAAGCUGAGGGCUAUCACUCGGUUUCAGGAGCUUAUGGUUGUCGCUUUCAAAGAAUUCUCUCAGAUUACCCACCAGACAAUUACGGAACAGCGCGAGAAACACAAAGACGCUGUUCUGGAGAAUAUUGAAAGUUUCGCCAAACGCACGUCCAUCCGGAACCUGGGGCCAGAUAGUAAAAAGCUCAGCAUGGAUGAUUUAGGUGUAAUCUACGACCGCUACUACGAGGUUCUAUAUGACCGUCAACAGAGGGAGAAGCUCCUAGAAGAGGAGAGAAGGCGCCAGGAAAAGAAGAGGGUGGAAAGGACAUCCAUCCUUGGGCCUCCAGUUGAUAGAGAGGUUGGCCGGGUUGGACUUGGUCCUAGUCCCACUCACAUGGACUAUGACGCCUUUCGGCAUUUCCUCGCAGCAACAGCAAAAUGGGCAGUUGCGGACUCGCCCGGAUCAUCACGCAAGGAUUCAACAGCGGAACAGGGGUUCAACAGUUUCAGAGGCUGGGGCAAAUCUUCCGCAUUGUGGAAUAAUAAGCCUGAACCAGCAGAUCAUGAGUUCACACGACGGCUCUUCCGCCAGUGGGCUACAGAUCCAGAUGAAGGUCUGAGCCUACAGAACGUAGUCAACGGUCUUGCACGACUGAAAGGACCGCGUGACAUCAUGAACAACAUUAGUUACUUUUUCGAUCUCUAUGAUGACCACGGGACUGGUCAGGUGGAUCGAGAAGGUAUUCUUCGCAUGUCAGAGGCGCUUCUCUUCCUUUCUCGGCGAGGCUUUGAAGGCGCUAUUACUCCCACGCAGUCCGUGGAGGACGUCCGAGCAAAGGAAAAUGACCAAGACAAACUCAGUACCGACGAAAGAUUCUUGGGGAGCGUCAGUUCUUUCAUACGUCGUUGUUUCGAGUAUGCCGAUCCCAGCCAUCCGGAUAGAGCAGCCGAAGAACAGAAGGACGACGAUGCGGCGGGAACAGCUGAUAAGCUCGGGUCUUUUAGCAUUGGAGACGAUGAGGAAGACCUCAUCGAUGUGGGUGACGAUGCAAAAUCAACUGAUUCGACUGAAACAGAAAAGGCCGCGAAGCAGGUGCCUGAAGACAAGUCCGACGCGCAUCACAACCGAGCCUUUUCAGAAUCCGCAAACCCUGCACUUGAUCCCAAUAAUCCUCUACACAUCACCCUUCCUACCUUCCGCAUGGUGAUCCUAGCUGACGAAAUGCUGGAGCAAUUCUUCGAUUCAUAUUUCCCACAAUCGUUCCGCCUCUCAGAUCAUGGAUUGGAAGCCUUGGUUUCCUCGUCUCUCUCGUCGAACCUCACCACAUUCUCCAAUAUCGGUGCUGCCAAACCCCAAUCUAGCCCGGCAACCGGUGCCUCGGUAGCGGGAGCUUCAGGCGGUAUCGUUCCUCCGGGCAAGGGUCUCCGCGGGGUGCUGGACAACAUUGUAUCGGACGGCAUCCGUAUGGCUGCAGAGGUCAAGAAGAGAAUGGACGAAGCACAACGUGAACUGGAGCGCAGCGCCCUUAACCGCCACGAUGAAGAGGAGGACGAGGAGGAGGAAGAGUACGAUCCUCGCGCCGGUGUGGCCACCACAUCAGCGAUGGUCGGUGGCAUCUCUAGCUGGGGUGCAGGUGCUUACGGCGCCGACCCCGAACGGCGUAGCGUCAGAGAUGCAGAUCGCGAUCUACUUGAAGGGGCCGAGGUCAUCAGCGGCAAGGAUGACGCCUCACUUCUUGACGAUGAAGACGACAACAAACAAGAACGAGGAGAUCAAAACCCCCACAAUCCAAGCCAGUCCGAUCAGACCCUCGUCAGCAAGGUUGAAUUCGAAUCAUAG